CUUUGGCUUUGUUAAAACGAAGCAUGUUCUAAAGUGGUUUGGAAUGUUUUACUUUGUAUUUGCAGGUAGAAGAAUUUAUGGCAAAUUAUACAGUAAAUUGUCGUCCUGAUCGUCCGUUGUAUGCCGGCCUCCUCGGGCACUCGGCACGGGGAUUUGGCUCCGUAAUGAAUAACGCACUGGGCGCGUACCAAGUCGCUGUUGCAGCUGGUCGCCGGUUCCAGCUUGUCUCUCACCACUGGGAAUACGAAUCUCUUGCAACAUUCUUCGAAGACUUUGCAAUUCACACCGCGUGUCCGUUGUUUGACGAGCUAUCCGAUCCAGAGGCCGAUGCUUUAUUAAAAAAUCAGGACGCAUAUAGCGCAUCAUAUACCAAAGGAACAGUGGCCGUUACGGGAAACUUUGAUGUGGCUCCGCUGCAUCUUACUCAGCGAUUCCAAGACUUGCACGAUAUACUGCAGAAGCUGUACGACACGGAUCGUGACGGCUCAUUCUUGACGAAAUCGUUGCUCACCAAAGCUAUGUGGCAGUUGCGAUCAGAGCUGCGUGAUUUUGUCAAAGUAUUAUUGUAUCCCAUUAUCACCGCUGGCGGGUUCAUUGGUGUGCAUAUGCGGAGAACCGAUAAGAUUUCGCUUAAAGAAAUGGGCGACAUCCCCGUUCAACAUUACGCCGAUAAGGUCAACAGCAUAGCCGAAAAUAAGUCGUUGCCGAAAGUGGUGUAUAUCAUGACCGACGAGCGAUCAGCCUAUGAUGAACUGGAAAGGUCACUGGCCAAUACUUCGUACAGUAUUUAUGGUUUUGAAUCGUUGAUCAAAUUACGCAAUUUUGAACCGACAGAAAUAUUUGACCGUCCAAUGGAGCAGCUUAACCAUAGUGUCUCGUACACGGACAGGGACUACUGGAGCAAACAAACGGGACAGUUAAUAGUGGAGCUGACGAUACUAUCUUUAGCGGAUGACGUUGUUUGUACGAUGAGUUCGAACCUUUGUCGGUUUCUUGCCCUUUUACGAGGUGCCCGAGAAGGGACAAUACAUUCCUUAGAUUCAUGUUGGGGUCCUUUGUGAAAAUUUUGUUCGUUAAACGAAAUUUCAACCCUAUCAAAGACAUUCCGCAGUUGGCAAAAG
This is a messenger RNA of Paramacrobiotus metropolitanus, 1121 nucleotides long. RefSeq lists its product as uncharacterized. The coding region runs from base 78 to 1061 and encodes 327 amino acids. Gene Ontology annotation, biological process: protein N-linked glycosylation. The record is from RefSeq and is a predicted model, not a curated record. NCBI's taxonomy places the organism in Eukaryota, Metazoa, Tardigrada, Eutardigrada, Parachela, Macrobiotidae. Gene Ontology annotation, molecular function: alpha-(1->6)-fucosyltransferase activity. The transcript has a single exon.